AUGGCCCUUAACCGCCCGACGACGUCGUCGAUGCUCAGCCGUAGCCUUGGACACAGCAACGGGCGCCCGUCGUCACUGCCCGUCAAAGCCAAAUCCAGUACCCGUGCCACCACUUCCACCAUGCCCGCGAAAAGACUAGGGUUUGGUCUCUUCAGUGAUGACGAGGAGGAUGAGGUUAUGGGCGACGAGAGCAAGAAGCUGUCGGUGUCUUUCAGUGGGAAUAAGAGUGGGUUUGAGAAGAUUGAGAAGGUCAAGGGGAAGGGGAGAAUGAGCUUGGAUGGUACAGACUCCAACUCGUCGCAGUCUCUAAGUGCUUCGUUCCCUGUGUACACCCCGCAGAAUGCCUCUGGCUCCCGGAACUCUCGCAACUCUUCCCUCAUAACUCCUAAACGCUCUGGCCGCGCUCCUCGAAGCACCCCCUAUUCGACUACUACGUCACGGGCCCUCCAGCGCGCCAAAGCCGCCUCCCAGAGUAACGGAAGCGUUGAUAACCACGAGGCUCAGCUCAUCUCAGAUACCAGCUAUGAAGAACCAUCAGACAAACGAUCGCCAUAUACAAUGCACGGCGCCAAGGAGUAUGACGAUGAAGAUGAGGUGCCGACUGACGAGGAUCCAGUAGAUGCAGGCUUGGAGAGACCAGCCAAUGAGUACUCAUUCAAAAUUACCCCAAGUAGAAAUCUUUUCACGAAGACACCAAGCCCUGUGAAGAAGACCCCCACGAGAUCGCCAAAGGGAGCACCGUCUACCCCAGCAACGGGAAAGAAGACGUGGGGACAGUGGCUUGGUUCGAUCUUACCGGAGAGCGUCAAGAAACCCGUAAAGGCUAUUCUUGGCGCUCCCGAUGAUGAUCCGUAUGACAUGGAGGCGAAGGUUAUCACGCCAACUAAGGAGCUUGUCAUUGGUACUCCCCGGAAGGAUGGUGCAGAUGAUGAGAACGACGAUGUUUACUCCCUUCCGGGAUCCUUUGGUAAACCGGAGCCCAAGAGACCAUCACCAUCAUCUAUGACAACGUCUCUCCAGCUGGACUACCGGAGUAACAGCAAAACCAAUGAUCACUACGACAGCAGGGAGGUUUCUCAAAGCUUCGGUGGUACUCCUACCAGGGUAAAUGACUCUGGCUUAUUCAUUUAUGAUAAGCCCAAGGUUACGACGAGUACUGCACCUUCUCGACGUGAACGUAGGUCAACAAUGAGCACUCCUCUCAAGCACAGCAAACCCACCAUUGAAGUGUCUAGUCUGCGUAAGCCAAACAACUUCAUCGAGCGGAUGCGUUCUGCCAAAAAGACACCACGUUACGAUCCCUACGCGAGGAAAAGCACGGGCGCGGCACCCCCGAAGGAGAAGGUCCAGCUUACUCAAGAGGAAGAGACAGAGCUCACACCAGAAGAGAAGUUGAAGCUCCUCAAGCAGAGACAAAAGGAACGCAAGAUCGCCGAGUUAGAGGAUAAGUAUGAGAUGCGUGAAGCCCUCAAGGCAUUAGGCCAGCCCAUCCCAGACGACGACGAGAUCAUGCCCGAUUCAGACUCAGAGGCUCCCAAAGACAAAGGCAAAGGCAAAGAGAAAGAAAACAGGCGCACCUCUCUCAAUCCCACCGUUGAAGAGACCGCCGAGGAAGCAUCAACAACUCUCCCCUCUCCGGGCUCCCCUCCUAAAACAUCCCCCGUCAAGAGAACCCGCGAGUCCCCCACUACCGCCCCAUCACGGAAUCUCUUUACCCCUUCAAAGCCCGCGCCCAGCUUCCUCCUCAACCCCGAGGUCAAAGCCGGCGAUAUUCCCUUCAAGAUCAAUACGGCACCCCCGCCCACCGAUGCCCCCACUAUCAAUUUCAACGCUGCACCGGCCUGGUCUUUUGCUUCAGACACCUCCGACAAGGAGAACAUUUCCGAUGGCCCGCCACCACCACCGACCAUGUCCCACGCUACUCUUCCCGCACCGCUCACAGCUUCCGCUUCACCCCCUGUUCUCUCCGGAGGCCUCUUUGGAUCACAGCCAGCGGGUGGCUUCGGCCUUGGCAUGUCACCAUCCAAGGAGACGCCUCUUACUCCGUUCCAGCGCCAGAAGAACGCUGCUGAAAGGUUCAAGCCUACCGCGCCAUCGUCGCUCCGUGAGAGCCGGUGCGCGGACGAGGACGAGAAGGAGAAUGUACCCGAUAAGGAGAAUGCCGGCGAAGGCAGUAGCAGCGGCAAGGGCGAGAAGAAGGGGCUCUCACAACAGCAAGGACAAAGCUCUGGAAGCGGUGUCUUUGCCAAGGCGGCCUUGAAGGAGAACGCGGGUGUGCUGAACAUGGGAAAGAGUGAGGUGAAGAUUGAUGUUAGGGCUCAGGUUGAAGGAAUUCCGAUUAAGCAAUUAUCGUCAGUGAUGGUCUGGCCUGUCGAUUCAUCAUUUGGCUCACAGGCCAUGAAGGAUGCGGUCGCGAAUAUGUGGACAGGAAAAUUGUCCGAGUACCCGGCCGGGUUUGGGGAGCUAUUUGCGCAGUCAGUCAAGUACUAG
This is a messenger RNA of Morchella sextelata, 2490 nucleotides long. RefSeq lists its product as uncharacterized. Bases 1 to 2490 code for a protein of 829 amino acids. The record is from RefSeq and is a predicted model, not a curated record. Lineage: Eukaryota; Fungi; Ascomycota; Pezizomycetes; Pezizales; Morchellaceae. The transcript is spliced from 3 exons.